CAGCACAAAGUUGAAUUAAUCUUGUUUGUUAUUUCAUAAGCCAUAAAGUGGUUUAAUAUUUUACAAGUGAUUUUGUAUAUGAACAUUAUUCUAAAAUCUUCCCGGAAUGUUUUGCUACAAUAGAUGACUAUUCAGCAUGCUAUUAACACUGGUGAAAUAUACUCUGGAUCACCACCAAAGUGACCGGAUGUGGGGCUGCAUUUAAAUAGAAUGCUUUACCUGACCUGUUCCUCAAAGCUGGCCACUCUGAGAAGACUCCUGGUCAGCAGCUUUCCAGAGUCACUGAAGGUGUGCGGGGCUUUGCAUCAUGUCAUCCAUAAUAACCCUUUCGGGCUACAGGUUCUGGUGGACAAAUGGCCAGAGUUCAGUUCUGUCAUAUGUCGACCCCCACUGGAGGAAAUGACAGAUCCCUUGGAUCCUUACACCAAUACAUACUUUCUCUUCAGUAAAGACCCACACAGUCUGCACCAGAUGCUGCACGAUCCCCAGACUGUAAACUGGAAGCAGGAGUUACAGAUACAAGGUUGCCAGCCACAGUUGGAGAAGGUGCUUGAAGAGGUCAGUUCCACUUAUGGAAGCAAAAUGCACACAACAAGUAACCUGUUAUCCAUGAGGGAUGGGAUAGAGGAAGAGGAGCUGAAGAACUGCGCAAUAAGUGAGUUGCAGUUCUCUACACUCCACCCUGAUGAAGCACAUUAUGUUAAUGCAGCCUGGGCAUUUGGUGGUAAUGAACGCAGUGAACGCUACGCGAAACGAUGCAUUCAGACAUUCCCCACUAUAUGUGCCAAAAAAGGAGGCAUGGGACAGCCUGUUGCUUGGAUAGUGAGUGAGCAGUCUUCAGAAAUGCGAAUGGCGUACACAGACAGACUCUACAGGAACCAAGGAAUGUUUCGUACCAUGAUAUUCAGGCUCUCGACUAUGCUGUAUUCCACGGGAGCCCCACUCUAUGGCCACGUGGCUGCAGACAAUAAGAGUAGUCAAGCGGCUAUUGUGGCAGCAGGAUUCACACUAAUGGGCAGAUGGCAACAAUGGGAGUUCCAGCCGUUGUGACAUCUAUCCUGAUUCUUUAACUUUCUCAUUAUACACCACAAAAACUGUCAUAAAGAGUAUGACAGGUAUCAGACUUUGUGUAUUUGAAUUGGCUUACAAUAAACAUAAAUCAAAUUAAAUGUAUAGGUCCCCUAUGAGUUAAAGUGUAGCCCACAGUAUGCCUCAGUGAGCAGAAGGAAGUGGGCUGAAUGUGGCUAACAGCAGCAUCUGGUCCUUUGCUGACAGGGUGAGGUUCAUAGCAGAUAUAGUAAGAGCAAAGCUAUUACAGUUUCAGCAAAGUGUACCCUGUGAAUUUAAUGCUGCGACAAGUGCAUGGCUAGCGAAGAGUAAAAAGAAAAUUUAAGUUCAAGGGCGGUAUUCAAUUGUUUGAAAAGUCAGUUGGGUGUCUGUUUUUUCAAAUCUAAUAGGAAAAAAACAGACACCCAACCGACUUUUCAAACAAUUGAAUAUCCGCCCAAGUGUUAUAAUUAUAGGUCACAAAGCAGUUAACUGUGAGAAGAGAAAAGUGAAUCUAGUGCAGAGCCAGAAUUGUGAUGACGGAGAUCAGUCGGUCUUGAGUAUAAUAGAAAGGAUUGUUGGUAUAUCGAUUCAGACACAUCAAGACAUUUCAGCUGUAAUGAGGAGUGGCUUACCAAGAUAAGUGGGUGUGAGCCUAUCACAAUCAAGGGAAUUGGCAAACAAAAAUGUACAGCCACAAUUAAAUCCCACUUCAGAAUUGGAUCAAGAACAAAAGUCACAGAAAUCCAAAAUGUAUUUUGUGUACCAGAGAUGAGAACAAAUCUUAUUGCCAUCAGUGUCCUAUAACAGAGAGCCCACAGAGUUCACUUCGCCAAAGGAAAGUGCAUUUUGAGAUACAGAAAAGAGACAAUUAUCGCUACAGGCACAAGAUGCUAGAAAUUGUAUAUCCUUGAUACAGAGCAUUGUUAUGCAUUGAUGGAAAGUGAGUUACUGUCAUUGGAACUCAUAGAAGAUUUGUUCCUCUGGCCACUGGAAUGUCAGUGAAACGUAUGUGUGAAAGCUGCAUAUUUAGGGAAAAAAAAGUUUCCAGCCAUUUCCAAAGUCAACAAGCAAAGCUAUAGCAUCACUUUAGAUAGUAUGCCCAGUUCUGAGUGGUCCAAUAGAAGUAAAGUCUGUUAGUGAGUACAGAUACUUCAUGACAUUUAUAAAUGACUUCACAAGAAUGACACACGUGUACUUCAUAAAGAGAUAUCUGAAAUAACAAAGGAAAUUGCAGAGCACAAAAUUCUUGCAUAAAACCAAACAGACCACAGACUCAAAGUUCUGCGAUCUGGUAAUGGUGAAAAGUAUCUCAACAAAAGGUGAAACAUUUCUUGAGACUAUAUGGAAUUGAGCAUCAAUUGACCAUUGCCUAUAGUCCUGAGCAAAAAGGUGACCGUGAAUGAGCAUACUGUACAUUAGUGGAGAAAGCAAGAUGUGAACUCAAGGAUGCUGGCCUAUAGAAACAGUUGUGGAUGGAAUCAAUAUAUACCUUUAAUAUAUGUGUAUCUCAAAAACCAUUUUCCUACAGUUGCCUUAAAGGACAUAACACUUAUUGAAGUGUACAAAAAAGAAAAGAGAGUAAUACCUCGCGCCCUUAUAGCAGCUUUGCACUAAAACCCUUUGGAAACACCACCUCCAAAAUACAUAUAUGUUACAAACAAUAG
Messenger RNA from Pseudophryne corroboree (corroboree frog), 2714 nucleotides. Its product is annotated as glycine N-acyltransferase-like. Gene Ontology annotation, cellular component: mitochondrion. The transcript has 6 exons. The coding region runs from base 211 to 1050 and encodes 279 amino acids. Gene Ontology annotation, molecular function: glycine N-acyltransferase activity. The record is from RefSeq and is a predicted model, not a curated record. NCBI's taxonomy places the organism in Eukaryota, Metazoa, Chordata, Amphibia, Anura, Myobatrachidae.